Arachis stenosperma is the source of this 807-nucleotide messenger RNA. RefSeq lists its product as uncharacterized. The record is from RefSeq and is a predicted model, not a curated record. NCBI's taxonomy places the organism in Eukaryota, Viridiplantae, Streptophyta, Magnoliopsida, Fabales, Fabaceae. The transcript has 2 exons. Bases 1 to 807 code for a protein of 268 amino acids.
AUGGAGGAGUUUGUCGUAGACGGUCAGAGGGCUGAUUGUGGGCAGUUUAAACAUGGAACAUUCGAGAAACUGGCUCUGAAGAUGCUGGAGGCCUUCCCCGGUUGUACACUGACCGCGAAGCACUGCAAGAAUAAGCACAAGCGGUUGAAGGAGAAGUACCAGUACACCGCUGACAUGCUUGCUUGUAGCGGAUUCGGCUGGAACCAUGACAAACAAUGUGUGGAGGUUGACAGCAAAGAUGUCCUUGAUGCAUGGAUGAAGGCACAUCCGACCAAGUUCUACAGUCCUGGCAAGCCAUUUCCUCUUUUUCACCGGCUGGAGGGUAUAUUUGGCAGGGAUAGAGCCACAGGAGCAGCAGCAGUUAGUGGUUUUGAUGCGGAGGAACAGGUUAACGAAGAGACAGAAGACACUGCAGUUGGAUUUGACGAGUCUGAUAUGUCUCCAUAUCCAGAAAAUGGCAGAGGGCCAGCAAUGCAAGGACAAGCAUCACAAUCUGAAGCAGGUGCGAGUGCAGGAAGCACAAGGCGAUAUGGGAGGAAGAGAAAACAACUUGACGUACUGGAGAGGAUGGCCGACCAUAUUCAGCAAUCUUCAGCUGACCAAAGGAAGAAUGCCCAACUGAUAGCUGAUGCCAUUGUCGGUGUGAACGAGAAGUGGAAGGUUGGCGAGAAGCUCACACAGCUUGGGUUUGGUGAUGACGAGGUGGUGAGGGCGAUUUUGAAGUUUGCUGAAAGUCCUAACGUGUAUGCACACUUCUGGGGCUUGUCAGAUUCACAGAUGAUUGGCCUUGUUCGCUCUAUUAUAUGA